AAGUUGACCUCCUGAGAGUCUCUAUCUCAGAUGUAGCCUUAAAAAGACAAGAGGAAAGUUUGCUUUUUCUACUCUCUUCCCUGGAAGAUGCAAAGUGCUUUAGUAGGCUCCUGGCACAACAACGGCUUCUAUGGGCACUACCGAGGCCAAUUCAAGAGUGAAAGUGCUCGAGAAUACCGCCUUGCAGCCAAGCCCCAGCCUCCAGCAGUGUUUCUGCAGCGGUGUCAGGAGCCAGCGCAGCAACACUUCUUCUCCAAGCACGACAAUCGUACUUCCUUCGACAAAGGCCCCUACUGCCUGCUGCAGGGCAUCGGGAGACGAAAAGACCUGGAGCGCCUAUGGCAGCGACACAACUUCCUGCGCUGGGCACCCUGUGAGCUGGAGUUGUACCAGCGGCCCCUUGAAUCUUCCUAUCAGUCUGAUUUUCGGUCAGGCCCAGGACUUGGUGGCCUCCCCCAGCGCCUCGUCCACUUUGUGCAGGUCCAACCUGCCCGUGCCAGCACCACCUACCAGCAGAACUUCUGCCAGACAUCCUGGGGCAGUCACUAUAGCAGCGACAAGGUGGGGCCCGAGGCCCCGGUCACCAACUCACUGCCUGACCUCCUGGGGCCCCCAAGACCCAAGCUGCUGCAGCACUACCUUCAUGCUGGGGUCUCUGAGUGUCUCAACUGGUCCAGAGCAUUAAAUAAGAAUGGCUGA
Trichechus manatus latirostris (Florida manatee) is the source of this 699-nucleotide messenger RNA. RefSeq names its product chromosome unknown C3orf84 homolog (gene CIMIP7). The record is from RefSeq and is a predicted model, not a curated record. The transcript has 4 exons. Lineage: Eukaryota; Metazoa; Chordata; Mammalia; Sirenia; Trichechidae. Bases 88 to 699 code for a protein of 203 amino acids.